Molecule: messenger RNA, 1422 nt
Organism: Symbiodinium sp. CCMP2592
Lineage: Eukaryota; Dinophyceae; Suessiales; Symbiodiniaceae
Source: the annotation of a GenBank genome assembly
AUGCUUGUGGUGAUUCUCUUCGAAAGGUUCAGGCAUCACUUGGACAUCAUGGCGAACGGUGGACCUCGCUCCAUCCUCUGCUUGAUGGCGCAGGAGAAGGGCUACCAAGCCAUGAUCGAAGCGGCACAGAGCGAAGGCGUCACAGUCGUCCGAGUUGGCAGGAACGGAGAGAUGGCGUACUAUCCAGGUGGACACGACUUCAGUGUCCCAAUUUUCUGGGACAGGUGGCGCUUUGCUCAGAAGGAGAUUUUCGACAUACAGCAGAACCCGUUUCGGGCCGAGAGCGACUUCGCUCCAGAGCAUGGGCCCAAGAAGUGGCAUGAAGGCCCUGUUCAGCUGGAGUAUUUUGAUCCCUCCGAGGAGCUGGACCGCCGGGUGUUUCACAGUUUCCUCAACAAGAGGGACUUCCAUCGAACUGGCUCAAUCGUGACCGGGACCUACGUCAAACCUGGCAUCCGCUUGAACGACACCCUCGUACAAGCCAUCGAUCGAGCGUGCGAAGCCUCCGAGACGAAGUUGUUGAAGCAGCCGGGGAAGGGCACCUUCUACUUCAACGAAGAUCUCGAGGCGUUAGUCCAGCAGGAGCCCGAGGUGGCCGCUGCGGUGCGCGCGGACUUGGAAAGCCUGGGCAAAUUAGACCCGGAGGACUACGCCACGAUCUUGUGGAACUUCGAAAGUCACUGGCUGACCCCGGCGGGGCCACCCAUGCAGGAGGUCCUUGCGCGCGUGGUUCGCUGGGUGGAGGGCUUCACCAAAGUGCCGGCGAAGCGCGUUGAGGUUGCCAAGUUCGUGGAGCCCUGGGUGCGCAUUGGCCAGCAAGCCUUAGACUGGUUUUACCAUCAGAACUUGCUGGACAUGAUUACGAUCAGGGUCUGGCCAAAGAAGAGUGAAGCCAUCAACAAAGUGCUCAUGCGCGACCUCCGCAAACUCGCGAAGGCGAAGAAAGAAGAUCGCUGGACUAGUCCGAAGCGUGACCGGCCGCCGAGGCUUGUGGUGGUCCUCUCGGAAGACCUUUGCUUCGAUUACGCCAUGAACGAAGCGCAAGACGCAGGUAUCAGCGCCAUAUGGCUUGGCCUGACCGGAAACGGUGCCUACUAUCCGGCAAACACGCGGCACCGGAUGCCAUUUUCGACGGUGCCCUGGACGAGGGUUGCUGAGUACUUGCCACUGGCAGUUCGGGAUCCGUUCCAGGAGGGGGUCUACACUCCCGACAAUUUCUUGCCAGUCACGCUGUCGCACCGGAACUCCGUACCCGCAGAUCCUGAGUGGGGAAGGCCCAAGGAGCUGGAUCUGGACAACCACGCGCAGUUCUUGAAGCGAAAGCCCAAAGUGCGGCGGAGUCUCCAGGAGGCGGAGGAAGAACUGCUUGAACUGGAGGAAAGGGCCGAAGAGGAGGUCAGAGUGCCGCCGUCAACCGAGUAG